AUGGCCCAGUCAGAGUCUCGAGUCCUCCGGGCUGUUCUGGCAACACCCUUUAUUGGCCUAGCCAUCUUUUGCCUCGGUGCUAUGGACACCAACAAACUCAUUGCUCAACAGCAGCCGUUUCUCGAAGCGGGACGCAUCGCCUGGGACGGUGGAUCAAUGCCCAUUUUUGAUCGCUUCUACAAAGUCCCUUUCAUCGACGAUAUCUGGCGUGGCAUCACGGUCACUUUCUCGGCUUCCUACAUCCCCUUGGAUGCCAUUGGCUGGUGGCAGCUAUUCUCCUUUCUCAACGACCUGGGCCCAUUGUACAGUGUCUGGCUCUUGGAGUCGUGUCGUGUCGGGAAUGCCUGGACGCCGGUCUAUACUGUUACGGUCUUCACAUUCAUCGCCCAGCUUCUGGGGGUCGGGAAUGUCGCGCCGCUGUACUACUUCCUGCACCUGACUUUCGCCCCGUCCGCGGCGACCCUGAAGCGUUCGGCGAAGGACCGACAGCUCCAGUCAGAGCAGGCAUUGUACCUACUCCCGCUCUUCCUCAGCCUUCACACCUUCGAGGUCUUGCGUGCUUACACGGCCCCUGAGCCGGAGACUCGCCAGUACUGGGUCUGGGCGUGGCAGAUGUCGCCCCUCUGGAUCGGCAUUGCUAACUCGCUGCUGGGCGGCUUGACUGCUGCCGUGCCGGCUUUGAAGAGCAGCACCCUCGCAUCGCCACGCCCACUUCUUGCCGUGAUGUGUGCAAUCUCUAGCUCGACCUGGGCAUACACGCUGUACUCUUCGCCUUAUUCCCUGUCAGACAUGUUCAUCCCUGACCCUGCAGUCUACUUGGACUUUAUUGGACAUACCCGAAAGGCCUUGCAGUGCGACGAGGUGUAUUCUUUCGGGAGCUCUUUUCUGUGGCUGAUUUACAUGUUUUUUGAUCUUUACGCCGCUGGGCUGGUUGGGCUUGAGUCGCUGGUUGUAUCUUCCCUUCUUCCACUUGUGUCUGCGGUGACCGGACCUGGAACUGCUUUUGUCAUGGGUUGGUGCUGGCGAGAACAGGCGCUAUCUUCCCACCACAAGGCCAAUUGA
Messenger RNA from Diaporthe amygdali, 1062 nucleotides. RefSeq lists its product as uncharacterized. The record is from RefSeq and is a predicted model, not a curated record. NCBI's taxonomy places the organism in Eukaryota, Fungi, Ascomycota, Sordariomycetes, Diaporthales, Diaporthaceae. The transcript is spliced from 2 exons. The coding region runs from base 1 to 1062 and encodes 353 amino acids.